GCAAGUGUCGUAUAAAAAGCGAACAGUUGUGCUUGUUUAGUAGGCAGUACUUCUCCCAACUCCCAGCGAUUUAGAUUAAAAAUGAAAUUCCAUCUUGUUCUUGUAUUUGCUGUCGUUUACGUUAACUUCGUAUUCUCUUAUCCGAAUGGAGGAAUCCUGCAAACGCGUGAGGCGCCUAAAGGCCUAUUGGAAUCUGCACAAGCUGGUAGUAAGCCGGCGAACUUUGACUCUCCUGAAUUCGCACGCUUAGUGUUUCGCUGCGUUCCCGAUGAUGUUUGGUCGACGUUGAAGGCUUGCGAGGAAGAAACAACAUCUAAAUUGAACACAUCCACGCACGCUGCAGUGAAUAUUGGUCCUCUUCGAGACCAUAGUGUUGAUGGGAUUAACAAAUCUGAUUCAGACAAAUUCAUUUGCGACGAAGACGAACAUGACAAGGUUUUGAGUGAUUGUAUGUUAAAGAAAUCAGGAGCGAUGGACGAAUUGACUGGUCAGUUUGACAUGGAUAGUUAUAUCAGCAACUUUGAAAAUACUACGCUCUCUUCCGAACAGAAGUCUUCAGCUAUAUCAUCUUUCAAGUCCUGUAUGAUGGCUAAUUUAAUCGCACCAACUUUACCGAUUUUUAUUAAACGGGGCGCAUCCGCGGAUAAAACGGAGGCUCAUGCAAAUGGCAACUUCGUUUCUGCAAGUUUCACUCUAGGGUGUGACAUGGCCUCCGUAAUUCAGAACGGCUGUUCCGAUGCUUCCGUCGCUGACUCCACCAUAGCUUGGGUCCUACAGCAAAUUCAGAUCGGCAUUGCUAAAGACAAUCAUUAAAAGUACUGCUGGCAUUUGUGUUAUGCUUCUUGAAUGCGAUACUAAUCAGAUAGAAGAGAUGAGUAGCUUGCACCAGCAACUUGGUAGUUUUCAAGAAAUCAAAAUUACACUGACAACUAUUAUCCUUUAACAUUUUGUACCAAUGACAUUAUUAUUAUACGCUUUAUCGCAUGUUGAAAA
This is a messenger RNA of Daphnia carinata, 993 nucleotides long. RefSeq lists its product as uncharacterized. The record is from RefSeq and is a predicted model, not a curated record. NCBI's taxonomy places the organism in Eukaryota, Metazoa, Arthropoda, Branchiopoda, Diplostraca, Daphniidae. The coding region runs from base 82 to 813 and encodes 243 amino acids. The transcript has 10 exons.